Messenger RNA from Exophiala viscosa, 1605 nucleotides. Its product is annotated as thiamine-phosphate dipyrophosphorylase/hydroxyethylthiazole kinase. Gene Ontology annotation, cellular component: cytoplasm. Gene Ontology annotation, molecular function: thiamine-phosphate diphosphorylase activity; ATP binding; hydroxyethylthiazole kinase activity. The transcript has a single exon. The coding region runs from base 1 to 1605 and encodes 534 amino acids. The record is from RefSeq and is a predicted model, not a curated record. Gene Ontology annotation, biological process: thiamine biosynthetic process. NCBI's taxonomy places the organism in Eukaryota, Fungi, Ascomycota, Eurotiomycetes, Chaetothyriales, Herpotrichiellaceae.
AUGGCAGCACGUGCCAGUCUCAAGAACCAGGUAGACUGGUCUCUGUACUUGGUAACCGAUUCUACAGCUGCCAUACUCGGCGACAAGGAUAUCGUGCAAGUGGUUGAACAGGCGCUCCAAGGAGGCAUCACUGUCGUCCAAUAUCGAGACAAGCAUGCCGAUACUGGGGUAAUGAUCGAUGUGGCUACCAAAUUACACGCCGUGACCCAGAAAUAUAAUGUGCCUCUUUUGAUCAACGACCGACUCGAUGUCUGUCAGGCCGUGGGUGCCGAAGGCGUACACAUCGGCCAAGAUGAUAUGGAUUGUACCCAGGCCAGGAAAAUCCUGGGGCCUGACACUAUUAUAGGAGUUACAGCGUCGUCGGUGGAUGAGACACGGAAAGCGAUUGAAGAUGGCGCAGACUACCUUGGGAUUGGAACGACGUUUGCAACACCCACGAAGACCGACACGAAACAUAUCAUCGGUACUCAAGGCCUGCAACAGAUACUAGCAUCUUGCGACAUAGGGACAGAGAAAUCAGUGCCUUGUGUGGCCAUCGGCAGUAUAAACGCUUCCAAUAUCCAACGAGUUCUGCACCAAUCCGCCUAUGGCUCCAACCGACUCAACGGCGUGGCUGUAGUCAGUGCCAUUGUGGCUGCCACCGACUCGCAAGCUGCUGCCAAGUCUCUCUCUGAGUUGAUCAAGUCCGCUCCAGAGAAGUACUUCGCCGCCGUACCACCCAAUAAACAGCCAGUCACAGACUUGAAAGGUCUCAUGGCACAAGUUCCUGGUAUCAUAAAAUCUCACGCCUCUUCCUCGGUCCUCUGCCACAACAUGACCAACACUGUCGUCCAGAAUUUCGUGGCCAACGUCUGUCUCGCGACGGGCGCUUCGCCCAUCAUGUCGGAGAUCAUUGCUGAGGCGCCUGACCUCGCCAAACUGGGUGGUGCGCUUGUUAUCAAUAUGGGCACAGCCACGCCCGAAAAACUGAAUAGUUUCAUCGCAGGCAUGAAAGCAUACAAUGCCGUCGGCGCACCUGUGCUCCUUGAUCCUGUAGGUGGAGGAGCGACCGCUCAUCGUCGCAACACGGUCAAGACACUUCUCGCUUCCGGAUUCUUUAGCGUCAUCAAAGGCAAUGAGAACGAGAUCUCCGCAGUAGCAGGUUCGUCCAAUGUGCAGCAAAGAGGCGUUGAUUCUGGGCCGUCAGCCUCGACAGGUGAAGAAAAAGCAGACCUCGUCAAACGCCUUGCUCAGCGCGAACAUUGCAUCGUACUCAUGACGGGCGAGACAGACUAUCUGUCCGAUGGCGUCCGCAGCAUAGCAAUCAAUAACGGCUCGCCAUAUCUUGGUAAGAUCACCGGGGCCGGUUGCGCUUUGGGUGCUGUCAUAGCCAGCUACCUUGCUGUGCAUCGAGAAGACAAGUUCCUCGCAGCUCUUGCAGGAAUGAUGCACUAUGAGAUGGCGGCUGAGCGCGCAGAAGCUAGACAGGACUGCAACGGGCCAGGCUCUUUCAUUCCAGCAUUUCUGGACGAGCUGUAUCUUCUCGGACAGGAUGUGAGCAGCGGAGGACCAGGUGCUGAGAACGGGAUUGUCGAGCGUGCGAAGGUCCAAUUGAUAUCGUCAUGA